This is a messenger RNA of Jaculus jaculus (lesser Egyptian jerboa), 3631 nucleotides long. RefSeq names its product signal regulatory protein alpha (gene Sirpa). The coding region runs from base 85 to 1617 and encodes 510 amino acids. The transcript is spliced from 9 exons. Gene Ontology annotation, cellular component: plasma membrane. Lineage: Eukaryota; Metazoa; Chordata; Mammalia; Rodentia; Dipodidae. Gene Ontology annotation, biological process: positive regulation of phagocytosis; positive regulation of T cell activation. The record is from RefSeq and is a predicted model, not a curated record.
AACUUCCCCAGUCCACCUUAAGAGGAGGAUGUAGCAGCCCGCGGCGCCCGCCAUAGGAAAACAAGUUUGCGCGAACCGCGGCCCAUGGAGCCCGCCGGCCUGGUCCCCGGCCGCCUCGGGCCGCUGCUCUGCCUGCUGCUCGCCGCGUCCUGCUUCUGGCCAGGAGCAGAUGCACAAGAGGACCUAAAGGUGAUUCAGCCUGAGAAGACAGUGUCUGUUGCCUCUGGGGAGACAGCCACUCUGAAUUGCACUGUGACCUCCCAGCUUCCAGUGGGGCCCAUACAGUGGUUCAGAGGGGUAGGACAGAGCCGGGAGGUAAUAUACAAGUUCACAAAAGAGCACUUCCCCCGAGUCACAAAUGUAACAGAUACUUCUAAGAGAAACAACUUGGACUUUACCAUCCGCAUUAGUAACGUGACCCCAGCAGAUGCUGGCAUCUACUACUGUGUGAAAUUGCAGAAAUCAGACUCUGACAAGGAGUUUCAGACUGGAGGAGGCACGGAGCUCUCUGUGUGUGCCAGACCCUCUCCACCUGUGGUAUCCGGCCCUGCGGCCAGGGUUGCACCUGAGCAGACAGUGAGCUUCACCUGCAAGUCUCAUGGCUUCUCCCCGAGGAACAUCACCCUGAAGUGGUUCAAAAAUGGGAAGGAGCUCUCCCACUUCCAGACCACAGUGGACCCCGCAGGAGAGAGUGUCUCCUACAAUGUCUCCAGCACAGCCCAAGUGAUGCUGGGUCCUGGGGACGUUCAUUCUCAGGUCAUCUGUGAGGUGACCCACAUCACCUUGCAGGGAGGCCCUCUUCGUGGGACGGCUAACUUGUCUGAUACCAUUCGAGUUCCACCUACCUUGGAGAUCACCCAACAGCCCUCGAUGACAGGGACCCAGGCGAAUGUCACCUGCCAGGUGCAGAAGUUCUACCCCAUGAAAAUCCAGCUGACGUGGUUGGAGAAUGGAAACACAUCCCGGACAGAAGUGGCCUCAACUAUCACAGAGAACAAAGAUGGGACCUAUAAUCGGACAAGCUGGCUCCUAGUGAACUCAUCUGCCCAUAGAGAAGAUAUAGUGCUCACCUGCCAGGUGGAGCACGAUGGGCAGCCAGCGAUCACCAAAAACCAUACCCUGGCAGUCUCUGCCCAGCAGAAGGAGCAGGGCAUGGAUACUGCCCUUGAUGAGCCUGUCAGCUGGAGUGUCUUCAUCGCAGCAGGUGUGGUGUGUGCCUUGCUGGUGGUUCUGCUCAUGGCAGUCCUCUACCUCCUCCGGAUCAAACAGAAGAAAGCCAAGGGGUCUACUUCUUCCACAAGGUUACAUGAGCCUGAGAAGAAUGCCAGAGAAAUAACCCAGGUACAGUCUUUGAUCCAGGACACAAACGACAUUAACGACAUCACUUAUGCAGACUUGAAUCUGCCCAAGGAGAAGAAGUCCACUUCCCAGGCUGCCGAGCCUAACAACCACACAGAGUAUGCCAGCAUUCAGACAGGCCUGCCGCCCAAAGCAGAGGACACCCUUACCUACGCCGAUCUGGACAUGGUCCACCUCAACCGGGCACCCAAGCAUCCAGCCCCCAAGCCUGAGCCAUCUUUCUCAGAGUAUGCCAGUGUCCAAAUCCAGAAGAAAUAAAUUGGACAGUGGUUGGCUCUUGGGCCAUCCCCGCAAGUUUUCUUGUCCAUGAUGAGAAUAGCCAGCCAGUCCUGUCCCUAGGAAGCCUGGUGACACAGGCUCUGGGGCCGGAGUGAGAGUAGCUCUGUCUGCCGACCCCCUCAGCUCUCCAGCGCAUUGAGGGUGGCCAUACCCCCUCCACCUUGCCCACAUCUGGAGGCCUGUGAUGCUGAACCAGCUGGGGAAUUGGCCAGAACUGCCUGGGAUCCAGGAAGUGUUGUGCCUCUAUCCCAUCAUGUGUGGAUCUGGGUCAUGGUCUUGAAUACCCCAGGUUGUCUCCUUGAUGCUCUGGAGCCUGAUCUCCAACCACCUGCACCCAUGUGGGACUAUGGGGAAGGAUUCCCUUUAGUUCAUGCUGCCCCAUCCAUGGAGGAGACAGUCAAAAACAGACCCACGUCCAGAGACUUGGUGAGCUUGCAGCCUACAGUGCUGGCCUCUUCCUAGCUGGCUAACUACAGUCCUAGGGAAGGAACCCUUUCCUCUUCUUGGCCAGCAAAGACUCCUUGGGCAUGCUUAUCAUGCCCUGCCUCCUUUCUAGCCCCAGCUUGCUUCUUCCAGCCAGCACUAACUCAGCAGCAUCACACUGUGGAUGCCUGUAAAUUAUUGAGAAAUGUGAACCGUGCAAUCUUGAAGCAAAGGUGUUAGAAAACUUGAUCUGUGGUGUUUUGUUUUGUUUUGAUUCUUAAAACAACAGCAACGUCAUCUUGGCUCUUUGUCAUGUGUUGAAUGGUUGGGUCUUGUGAAAUCUGAGGUUUAACAUUUUGUUGUCCUAGAGGGAUUUUCUUACAGCAGAAAUGGAGUUUCUCCAAAUUCCAGAGCCCUGAGGACUGGGAAGAAGGAUCCCUCAUUUAUUCCUUUCAGACCUCUAGCCUUCUCACUAGGACUAACUGAGUCCUGUCCGCGCUGAGCCAUGCGGCUCGUCCUGUGCCUCCCAUGGUAAAUGCAAACCUACCCAUUGCUCUGCUCCAUGCAGUCUUGUCUUCUAAUGCCCGUCUGUUCUUCCAUAAAGAGGGGAGAGGGACAGUAACACCCCUCUUUCACUUACAAGCACUUUAAGGUUAUGCAGAUGGGAGGGACCAUGAGAGAGCACCCCCAUUCCACCUCACUAAACUAAUCUGUGCAGGAGUCUUCCGUUCUUGCUGUCAACCUCCAUUAGGGUCACACAGUCCAGAACAGUAUAGUUGCAGACAAGGGUAGACCACUACUCUGUCUCUGAAGACUGGACAGAGGCUCUCAGCCAGUUAUCUUCUGACCCCACCCUUCCAUCUGAGUGAGUGCCAGGGCUUGGCUGGGUCCGGGGACAAGCCUUUGUUGCAGCCUUCACAUGUGCACUCACACGUUAAGAUGCUCAUGUCCCUAGCCCAAGGAUGCUAGAGGGUUUUGUGGCUCAGGUAGUUCAAAGAAGCAGCUCAGCUGACCUGCCCAUUUCUGCAUUUGUGAUGGGACUGUCAGCAGGACUUGGCUCUCUAGGGGUGAAAACCUAGUGCUCCUGUUCUGGCAUCGAAGAGUUAGCAGAGCCAAAAGGCCUUGUUGGCAGCAUUGACCCAGCAAGCCAGAGCUUAUCUGUGGCAUCUGUGAGCCAUGAUGUCCCUGCUUAGGCUGUCUCUCAUUUCCAAAGGGUUAGUUUCCAUCUCCCUCUCCUCUGCCUUGAGUCAGCACGUGAGUGUGUGCACAAAAAUGCACACACAAGAAUUUAAUAUUUUCUUGGUGCCAUCUGAAUUUUAUCUGAAUUUUUGGAUGGGGAAAGAAGGGAAUGGGGUCAGGAAGACAUACAGCUAUAGCUUCAGCCAGAUAGCCUGGAAAGACCUGACACUUGCAUAGAGGUUCUUAGAAACAACUUUGUGGGAGGAGCAUGGAUUCUGGAAUUUAUUUGGGAACCAUUAGGAAAGAAGCAGCCCUGUUUUGUAUAUAGUUGCAACUUAAUCUUUUUGGCUUGCAAAAUAUUUUUGUAAUAAAGAUUUCUGGGUAACAAUGA